This is a messenger RNA of Sus scrofa (pig), 5404 nucleotides long. RefSeq names its product RNA polymerase III subunit G (gene POLR3G). Lineage: Eukaryota; Metazoa; Chordata; Mammalia; Artiodactyla; Suidae. The record is from RefSeq and is a predicted model, not a curated record. Gene Ontology annotation, biological process: transcription by RNA polymerase III; cell population proliferation. Gene Ontology annotation, cellular component: RNA polymerase III complex.
GAUUUAAUAGAUUAAAUUGGCAAAUAAAAUGGUUUCACGAUAGAAAUGAAAGGGACUUUCACAUCCUACUCAGAAUUACCAGUUUUAUGGAGGAUUAACGUGAGAGCUGCAUGCUUUGAUCUUAUUGCACCUGGGUUCAAAUCCUAGCUCUUGUUACUAUCUUGUUCUGUAAAUUCUAGGCAAGCCAUUUAAUUAGGGGUCAGCAACCUCGCUUCCAAUGAGUUGUCAGGAUUAAAUGAAAUCAUCAAAAGCAUCCUAAAAAGAAAAUAUACAAACAGCACUGCUAUGACUGGUUCAAUUAUUUAAGUGCCUGUGUAGAGCUGGAAGGGCAGGAACCCUAUCCUAUUUUAUUCUUUCUGAACCCCAUCUUGUUUUUUCAGAGCCAAGAAGCCCAAGGUGAUUUAUGCAUCAGUCCACAUACUUCACCAUCAUCGGAAACAGCCUCCUCAUUCAUUAAUCUUUCUCAGGCCUUGCUUUCAACCAGAACAGAGAGCUGCCAUACUCUAAGAUUCAGACAUACUCUACUUUUUAUGUUCACUAUCAAGCUUCUUCUCUUGUGAGGCAACAUCAAGAACAGAAACCUAUCUGGAAGAUAAGGAUGAAUGAACAGUUUGAAACCACUGACUGCUCUCUAAUGGCUUUCUAAGCCUACAGGUGUGAACCGGGCAGAUGAAGUCAGCAGUUCUCAAAAGCAUAGAGCAUGACAUGCACUCUCCAUGAGGCGUCAUUCCUUUUAAGGAAGACUUUUCGCUAGAAAAGUGCCUGAAAAUGUCGGACAGAUGUUUGGGGAAAGAAUGGAAAUCCUAGAUAUAAGACUCUGUUGGUGUUAUUGCUGUACGUUACACAGGAAACUGACUAGGGGGUGGGGCCGGCUCUCAUUUGAGUACUCUGCAUUGCUACCCGGUGCCAGAGCUGGUCUCCGGUAAGGAGGACUAAGACGGCCUACCAUCGACCUGAUGUCGACUGGGGUUUUGAAUCAGGAAGGGUGAAACAGAAGUAGUGUUUCUGCGAUGGGACAAAAUAAGGCCCCUUACAGCCACGCACGUCUGCAACAAGCACUCCUCGGACAGUUUCUCCCCAAUCCCUUCCCUUAAUGAGAGAGCGCGCGCUCGUGAAGGGCCAUUACCAUCCUGCAGGAUGAGGGUGGGCUGCACCGCCUGCACUCGAAACUGCCUGGCCCUCCAGCCGGGGCUCGGAGCCCGGACCACCUCACUGUCGGACAGCCAGGUCACGGUUUCAAAGUUGUCCCCGCGAGCCAGCGCCUCGGCCUCGGCGUGGUGCACUGCCACCCGGUCGAACUGGUAGAGGCCGCCGGAGUGGUCGAAAUGCACGUGAGUGGCCACAGCCAGCAGUGGCCGGCAUGCCGCAUCCUCUUUGGCCUCGCGGUCCUGCAAAAGGCCAGAAGAGUACAGGUACUCCGGGAGGCUGCGCAGGCCCAGGCCUGUGUCGAUCACAACGUCUUGCUCCGAGCCUCGCACUAGCCAGAUGUUGGCGCGGUUGCCUGACUCAUAGAAGCGUUCCUGAAUCCAGAAGAUACCGUCGCCCAGAGACUUGUGGGCGUACCACUCGAGCGCCGACAUGCUGAGUAGGGAUGCGGCCAGGCGGAGUGGGUGUGGGCGUGUGUGCCUCCUGCAGGCUGCCCAGACUCCGGCGCUGCGGCGGGAUAGACUGGUCUGCCUGCAGUCGGGAAGAAGGCGCAGAGCAAGAAGGGGGCGGGGGAUGCAAAAGGAGUGGGAGGAGAACUGGGAGGAGGAAGGACUCUCGGAGACGCUGCCUUCCGCACCCUCCCUCCCGGUCCGCAAAGAACAGAGACCUAUCUCCUUGCACCCCGGUGCAGAAACAAUCGCAGCAUCAGAGGCCACAGCAGAAAGUAGCGUCAAUUCAGUAGACAAGGGAUUCAGAAAGCGACACUCUUCCUACCGCCAGGUGUUUGACUGUAGAGGGCAGGGGCCAGGUUUGGAAGGCCCCAGGGCCGCCCACACACCGCGCGCCGUGAUGCGCACUUCCAGCCGGCGCAGAAAGAGUCAGGCCAAGGAGGUUGGACCGGUACGGUUCCCGCCAAGGGAUAAAAAGCUCUCUCCCCAGAGGGCGGGGCCUACCUAGCGAGUGGGCGGAGCUAACUGGUGCGAUCGGAACGCGAUUCUGAGGCCUCGUGGAGGGCGGAGCGCGUUUUUCCAGAGGUGGAACCAGCACUCGGCGUCGGAACCUUCUGUCCGCACCCCUUCCUUGCCGGCCGGCACUUCGGCCGCACAGUUUUCUCAAGCUUCGAGACUUAGUAAGCAGAAUUUGCCUACUUUUCUGGUAUAACAAUUUCCAAUGGCUGGGAAUAAAGGAAGAGGACGUGCUGCUUAUACGUUUAACAUCGAGGCAGUUGGAUUUAGCAGAGGUGAAAAGUUACCCGAUGUUGUAUUGAAACCACCUCCACUAUUUCCUGAUACAGAUUAUAAACCAGUGCCACUGAAAACAGGAGAGGGUGAAGAUUAUGUACUGGCCUUAAAACAGGAGUUGAGAGAAACAAUGAAAAGAAUGCCUUAUUUUGUAGAAACACCUGAAGAAAAACAAGAUAUUGAAAGAUAUAGUAAAAGAUAUAUGAAGGUGGACAAAGAAGAGUGGAUACCAGAUUGGAGAAGACUUCCCAGAGAGUUGAUGCCAAGAAAAAAAUGCAAAAAAGGCCCCAAAUCCAAAAAGACAAAAGAUCCAGGCAAAGGCACUUCACUCACUAAUACUGCAGAUGUACUGAAAAAAAUUGAGGAAUUGGAAAAGAGAGGUGAUGGUGAAAAAUCAGAUGAGGAAAAUGAAGAAAAGGAAGGAAGCAAAGAGAAAAGUAAAGAAGGUGAUGAUGAUGAUGACGAUGAUGCUGCAGAAGAGGAGGAAUAUGAUGAAGAAGAGCAAGAAGAGGAAAAUGACUACAUUAAUUCAUACUUUGAAGAUGGAGAUGAUUUUGGUGCAGACAGUGAUGACAACAUGGAUGAAGCAACCUACUAGCUGUGAAAUUCCCCCCCCCAAAUUUUUAUGAUCAGCUUUUGAACAUUUGUACAGAUUUGUAUUUCUGUUUUAUUUCUGAUAAGGAAUGAGUUUUUUUGUUCGUGAUUGGUUGGACAAAUACUUGUUACUGAAACACUGAGAACUACUUUAUGUUUACAUGCUAGUUACCUUACCAAUUAAUCCCUGACACUGGGACAUUCCUUCUUAACUCUUCUGUCAUCCUUCUUGUGUAUUCAAAUGGAUUUUUUAAAUAUUAUUUGGAUUAGAAUGUGCCUAAAUAGUUUUUGCAUCUUUUAGUCUAUGUAUUCAUACCUGAACAAAUUAUUCCUGUUUAACUGCUAGUCUUUUCUAAAACUACUACUAGUCAUCAGAAUGGAGUUCUCUAAUCUGAAAGUCGGUUUAAUACUGCACAUGGAGCACUUUAAAAACAAAGAAACUUGAACAUAAUUUUAUUGUUUACUUUUACAUGGUAUGUUCUGUGCUACUAUGUUACGACCACAUAAACCUACCUGAGCGCUUCUAAGUGUGUAUUUUAUGAGAUUAAAAGUUUUGUGACUGGAAGCAUGUGCACAAGGAAAAAUGGCAAUCUGAGCUAAAUAAAUUUCACAGCUUACAUCUCAACCAGUACAAAGACCUGGGGUGAAUAUUAAAGAUGCCUGAAUUGGGAAUUCCCUCUGUAGUGCAGCAGGUUAGAGAUCUAGCAUUGCUGCAGCUGUGGCUUAGGUCCCAGUUGCACCUUGGAUUCAGUCCCUGGCCCAGGAACUUAAGUAUGCCACAGGUGUGGCCAAAAAAACAAAAAACAAAAAUGUGAAUUGGGGCUAACUUCAUACCAUGUAAUAUAUGAAUUCAUCAUCCCACUGUAGUAAGUUUGAUAUUUUUGAGUAGUUGGCUUAUGAAAAACUAGACUAAGACAUCUUAAUUUUGUACUUAAAUGUGGAGUAAGUUCUAGUCAUAUAAAUCUUAUUGCAGAACUCAUGUAUAUGAAAUCUCUGAGGUGUAGUGGUCUCUGUUAUGUUUCACGGGACUUAGCUGUCCAAUUGAUUUAUAUAACACCACAGGAUAAAAUUCAGGUCAUUUUGAAACUAAGAUUAAUCUUUUUUUGCUACAGUUAAAAACUAGUUCCCCUGCCUUUUAGGGAGGUAGGGGAGGAUAGCUAAAACUUCAGCCUCCAACGACUCACAAAUGCCAAAGAUUUUCAAGGAAAGUCUUAUAUUUAAAAAUGAUUUAUUAACAUUAUCCACCAAAAGAAAUAAAUAAUUUUUCCCUCUUGGGAAGAUAACACCCAUUACCCUCUAACCUGAGAGUAAGAGCCCUAGAUUCCAUUUCUACCUUUACUAUUAAAAACUCAACCUUGAAAUUGAGCUUGGCUAAGUUUUCUGUGCCUUAAAACAGUUUUCUAUAAAAACAAAAACUCAAAAACUCUCACCUUGUAGAACGAUCAUUCUUAAAUUGGUUCUCACCCUCUAAAAAGAUUUUAGCUGGGAAAGUGGUUGAACACAGUUUUCUUUGCAAACACGUUUUCCUUACAAAAUAACAUUGUGAUUUGAUUUUCUUGUAUUCUGGUGGGGAAAAUUGGAGAAAAUGUGUAUUGUCUUGUGCCAUUUUCUAUCACGGCUUUCUCAGGAAAAAAGAUCACUCUUCACUCUCAAUUGUAAUACCUGCUCAGAUAAUUCAGUAUGCGUGUGAGGGCCAUUUUUAGUUCAGUAUUGUGUUGAUCAUUGAUCAUAAGUUGUGAUUUAUUUAAAGAAGCUUAUCAAAAGUUUUAAAGAUUCUAAAUGGAAAACAUGAAUAAAACACUUUCAAGUAGCAAUCUACUCAAGAGUAGAAUCCUGUUUUCAGUUGUAAUGAGCAAAUAGUUAUUUAGAAUUGAUAAUUAACCUAAGUUUCUUAUUCUCUCACCUUAGUACUGUAGCCAAAUACCAUGUAAUUUAUAGGAACAUUAUCUCUAUGGUUCUGUUUACUUAAUUAUAAAUCUGCAGAUAAAACUUGAAUCAGGCGAAUAUACCAAAGAUAGAGGAAUCUUUUCUCCUUGCUUUCAGUUUGUCUCCACCACUUUAGUCCUGCAGAUGGUAAGGCAUCUUUUCGGGCAAGGAUUUGCCCAGGGAGGUCCCAGCCAUCCCUAUCAAGUGCACUGUCUUCUCCCAUUGGAAGAUCAUUUUAUAAGUUUAAAGUAGAAUAAUUGUGGGAACAGGCAGGAAGUAUUUGCAGAUUGUUUUACCAGCAUGAAUCUUGUUUUUCUGGCUUAAAAUCUCAAAUACUGUGAAAUUAUUCUAUAAGAAGGUAAACUUUAAUGCAGUGAUUAGCUUCUUAAAUACUUGGUGAAAUAACUUUAAAACUUCUAUAUAAGAUGCAAAACUGUUUUGUUGCUAUAAUGUUUAUUUUUCUGUACUUGUUUACACAUUAAAUUCUUAAAAAAUUG